AUUGGGCUGAACUCCAAGAUGCCUAGUCGAUUUCCUCCUGUUAUCUUCUACACUCCAAAGGAAAUUGGUGGGCUUGGAAUGCUGUCUAUGGGUCAUAUUUUGAUCCCACAAAGUGACCUUCGAUACAGCAAGCAGACAGAUAUUGGUGUAAGCCAUUUCAGGAGUGGAAUGAGCCACGAGGAGGAUCAACUGAUUCCUAAUCUUUACCGUUACAUACAGCCUUGGGAAAGCGAAUUUAUUGAUUCACAGCGGGUGUGGGCAGAGUAUGCUUUGAAGAGGCAGGAAGCACAGGCCCAAAAUAGACGGUUGACGCUGGAGGAUCUGGAGGACUCUUGGGAUAGGGGAAUUCCUCGCAUAAAUACGCUGUUUCAGAAGGAUAGGCACACUUUAGCGUAUGAUAAAGGUUGGAGGGUCCGGACCGACUUCAAACAGUACCAAGCCCUGAAACAAAAUCCUUUCUGGUGGACACACCAGAGGCAUGAUGGUAAACUGUGGAACUUAAACAAUUAUCGAACUGAUGUCAUCCAAGCUCUUGGAGGGGUUGAGGGUAUUCUUGAGCACACCUUAUUCAAGGGAACAUACUUUCCGACAUGGGAAGGUCUUUUUUGGGAGAAGGCAUCUGGUUUUGAGGAGUCGAUGAAAUAUAAGAAGCUGACAAAUGCCCAGAGGUCUGGGCUGAACCAGAUUCCGAAUAGAAGAUUCACGCUCUGGUGGUCGCCAACAAUUAAUCGAGCGAAUGUGUAUGUGGGUUUCCAAGUCCAGUUGGAUCUGACAGGAAUAUUUAUGCACGGAAAGAUUCCUACUCUUAAGAUAUCUUUGAUUCAGAUAUUCCGUGCCCAUUUGUGGCAAAAGAUCCAUGAGAGUGUUGUUAUGGACCUUUGCCAAGUACUGGAUCAAGAGUUGGAUGCGUUGGAGAUAGAAACUGUGCAGAAAGAGACGAUUCAUCCACGGAAGAGUUACAAAAUGAAUACCUCUUGUGCUGAUGUUCUUCUAUUUGCUGCCCAUAAAUGGCCAAUGUCUAAGCCUAGUCUAGUGGCUGAAUCAAAGGAUAUGUUUGAUCAGAAAGCAAGUAACAACUAUUGGAUAGAUGUUCAACUUCGAUGGGGAGAUUAUGACUCCCAUGAUAUUGAACGCUAUACUAGGGCCAAAUUCAUGGAUUACAACUCCCAUGAUAUUGAACGCUAUACUAGGGCCAAAUUCAUGGAUUACACAACUGACAACAUGUCUAUCUAUCCAUCUCCGACAGGUGUUAUGGUUGGGCUUGAUUUGGCCUACAACUUGCAUUCUGCCUUUGGUAAUUGGUUCCCUGGUUCAAAACCGCUGCUUGCUCAAGCAAUGAACAAGAUCAUGAAGUCAAAUCCCGCUCUAUAUGUGUUGAGAGAGAGGGUAAGGAAAGGUUUACAAUUGUAUUCAUCUGAGCCUACGGAGCCAUAUUUGUCAUCACAAAACUAUGGUGAAAUAUUCAGCAAUCAGAUCAUAUGGUUCGUUGAUGAUACCAAUGUGUAUCGUGUCACAAUCCACAAGACAUUUGAAGGAAAUCUGACAACAAAGCCAAUCAAUGGUGUGAUUUUUAUAUUCAACCCAAGAACAGGGCAACUAUUCCUAAAGAUCAUCCAUACAAGCGUUUGGGCUGGUCAGAAGCGCCUUGGUCAGCUAGCGAAAUGGAAAACUGCAGAAGAGGUUGCUGCACUUGUCCGGUCUCUCCCUGUUGAAGAACAGCCAAAACAAGUUAUUGUGACUCGUAAAGCAAUGUUGGAUCCCCUUGAGGUUCAUCUGCUGGAUUUUCCAAAUAUUGUUAUAAAGGGAAGUGAACUCCAGCUUCCAUUCCAGGCUUGUCUUAAAAUAGAAAAAUUUGGUGAUCUGAUUUUGAAGGCCACAGAGCCGCAGAUGGUCCUCUUCAAUAUCUAUGAUGAUUGGUUGAAGACUAUUUCUUCGUACACCGCCUUUCAAAGACUCAUUUUGAUCCUUCGUGCUCUUCACGUAAAUAAUGAGAAGGCAAAGAUGUUAUUGAAGCCCGACAAAUCUGUAGUCACUGAGUCACAUCACAUCUGGCCCUCUCUCACUGACGACCAAUGGAUGAAGGUGGAGGUAGCUCUUAGAGAUCUCAUUCUUUCUACGCGACAAAGAACAGCGUGAAUACGUCAGCUCUGACGCAGUCAGAGAUCAGAGAUAUAAUACUUGGUGCGGAGAUUACUCCACCCUCUCAGCAGAGGCAACAGAUAGUUGAGAUUGAGAAACAGGCAAAGGAAGCUAGCCAGCUUACUGCAGUCACGACAAGAUUCACAAAUAUUCAUGGUGAUGAUCUGAUUACCGCCACCGUUACUCCGUACGAGCAGUCUCUAUUCUGUUCCAAAACAGACUGGCGUGUGCGCGCAAUUUCAGCUACUAACCUCCACCUCAGGGUCAACCACAUAUACGUGAACUCAGACGAGAUAAAGGAAACCGGAUACACGUACAUUAUGCCAAAGAACAUAUUGAAGAAGUUCAUAUGCAUAGCAGAUCUUCGAACUCAAAUUUGUGGAUACUUAUAUGGGAUGAGUCCCCCAGAUAAUCCCCA
Messenger RNA from Camelina sativa (false flax), 2557 nucleotides. Lineage: Eukaryota; Viridiplantae; Streptophyta; Magnoliopsida; Brassicales; Brassicaceae. The record is from RefSeq and is a predicted model, not a curated record.